Messenger RNA from Juglans regia (Persian walnut), 851 nucleotides. RefSeq lists its product as uncharacterized. Bases 330 to 806 code for a protein of 158 amino acids. Gene Ontology annotation, molecular function: zinc ion binding. The transcript has 2 exons. NCBI's taxonomy places the organism in Eukaryota, Viridiplantae, Streptophyta, Magnoliopsida, Fagales, Juglandaceae. The record is from RefSeq and is a predicted model, not a curated record.
GUUGCUAUGAUACUAGACCCUCAAACCACUCUUAAGGCAUUCCAAUUUUAUUUUAUUUGGUAUGCUUUUACAAUCAGUGCAUGAGGGGAAUCUCUGUCCUUUUGCCUCUUGUUUUAGUGUUGGAAAAGACUCUGUUUGACUUGUUGCCACUGCUUUUAGAAACAAGAAUCCAUUGAAUGGUUAAGAACUCCAUAAAAGUCGUGUGACAGAAUGGAGGGAAUUUUAUUUCAAAUAAGAAGGGUCGUGCUUUUUUUUUCAGUGCUUCCCUGUAUGUGUGUCUUUUUUAUAUGUGUGGCUUUCUGUAAUUAGUUAUUUAGGUUCAUGUUAGAAUGUCGUCGUCAUCACUGUCUUCUUCAUCCGUUGGCAAACGUACUGCGGCAAAGCCCUUGUGCUUCUGUGACGUUGAAGCUAAUUUGAGAUACUCAAAUACUAAGGCAAAUCCUGGACGACCCUUCUUAGGGUGUUCAAAGUACAACACGAAGGGAUUACCACACUGUAAUUAUUUCAAGUGGGUAGAUAGUGAGCAAGACAUAAAGCUAGAAGAAAGAAAAAAUUUAGUGUCAAGGAAAACCGAGGAAGAGCUCCAAAAGAGACUCAGCGAUAUCGAAAAUAAAGUAACUGAGCUCCUUAAGAUAGUGGAUGACAUCAAGAAGAUAGAGUUGGUGCUAUAUAGUAUAUCGGAGGAGAUCCGGAAAAAGGAGUCGGUGCUUCUUGAGAGAGAAGCUGCCCUAAGGCGUUCACGCAUGUUAUCCCGUCUGUACUUUGGUGUUUUUGUAAUUAUUUUUUGCUAUUUAUACCUUUGGUAGUGGUUUAUGUUACAUUUAAAUAUUCGGAAGUUGUAGGUUAAGUGU